AUGGCGACUGCACGUCUGCCCAUCGCGCAGACCUUGCCGGAAGAUAUUCUGUGCGAGCUAUUCACUGUGUGCGCCAUACUCGACCCUCCUACACGACGUGAUAUCGAUGGACUCCGUCGUUCUACAAGACUCCUAGCCGGCUUACGACCAGACGCGCCAAUGGGGACACUGGCACCGGCUUGGAGUACACUGCCAGUCGAGCGCCUCGAGCGCGACGACGAUGACGUUCCCGCACUGGUGUCAACUGGCGGUCUUGCUGCCGACACAACCACUCUUGGAUGGAUACGCCUGACACAUACGUGUGCGCGAUGGAGAGCUGUCGGGAUAAGGCUGCCACGUCUUUGGGCGGACAUCUUUCCAGUCUUACCCCAUGCGGCCGAUGUCAUUCUCGCACGUUCUCGCGACGCCCCGCUCUCACUAGACAUGGAUCUUACCGGAAGACUCUUCGGGCGCAAGUCAAACCUGCUACCUCCAUUCCUCCACUUAGCUCAACAGCAUAUUGCGCGAGCGCGUAUCCUCACCUUCCCUCGGUAUCUUGGGACGCAAUGGAACCCAAAUCUUCUUCGAGACAUACAGUUGCCCUUUCUUCAAACACUCCGCAUCAGUAUAUCAUACUUGGAAGCCGCACAUCCAGACUUUGCACUGCAUGCGCCGGCUCUGACCCACCUCAUGCUCGACGGCGCCUUUGUACCUUCAUUCGUGGGAACAUCGCUCAAGUACCUCCAGAUUACCCAGAGGGCUAGGGGGUUUGAUGCAGUGUCGCUUUUGGACCUGUUAUUCUGCGUCCCAGUGUUAGAGGAACUCGUAUUGGAACUCUACUACGUGCAAGAAGCAGAAGCUCGCGCAUCAGCCUCGUCAACGCCGUUGAUCGUCUCCCUCGCGAAGCUUUCAUAUGCGCAAAUCACCGGCACGCCAGAUACCCUAACCUUCCUCAACUGUCUCCGCGUCCCACAAACCGCCAGUCUGAGCUUCUUCGUACAGCGUCGGCCCCAUCGCCACGGGUCGAUACUGCCGCUCCUUCAAGUGCUCACUCCUCGCCUACAAGACUUCUCCAUCAACUGCAUGAGCUUCAACCCGGGAUCUUACGUAGACGUUUGUCUCGCGUCGUCUCGUGCUGGAGGCAGCGAGCCCGCACCGCGUACAUUCUUAAGGACCGACUUCAAUGGCGUGACCCGUGAGCUGGGAAGUCUCUCGGCUUAUCUCGCCCAGUUCUUCACGCGAAUGGAACCGUCAAACAUCACAUCAUUUCACGCGGGCUCCUAUACGCUCCGCGACAUCACACAGGAGAGCGACGACCCUUUCCAGUAUGCCAACCUGCUGGAUCAACUCUCCGGGUUGACGACGUUAUCUUUAUCCUGGCUGCCUGCACGCUAUCAGCCAUUUCUCGUUGCCUUGGGGCUAUCUCCCGGCCCUGAUACACUGGAUACCGUCACCGUCUUUUCAGAAGACUCCCUGGCCGCAUACGACAAUCACUUCUACGAGCCGAGGAUCGUACUUUCAGCGGCAGAAAGUGUGAGCCAACGAUGGCAAGACAUAUUGUCGAUGCUCCGCUAUCGUGCGGACAAUGAUAGGCGUCUGAAGCGCUUAGUCCUGAAGGGAUUGCAUGUCACAAAUACAGGCACGGGCUGGACGGAAGCUUGGACAAUGCGACGGGUGGCCGAUUUGGUUGAUCAUGUAGUCGACGAUAGAACUGAGAUAUAA
Molecule: messenger RNA, 1701 nt
Organism: Peniophora sp. CBMAI 1063
Lineage: Eukaryota; Fungi; Basidiomycota; Agaricomycetes; Russulales; Peniophoraceae
Source: the annotation of a GenBank genome assembly